Molecule: messenger RNA, 5132 nt
Organism: Neolamprologus brichardi
Lineage: Eukaryota; Metazoa; Chordata; Actinopteri; Cichliformes; Cichlidae
Gene: pou2f2b
Product: POU class 2 homeobox 2b
Biological process (GO): regulation of transcription by RNA polymerase II
Cellular component (GO): nucleus
Molecular function (GO): DNA-binding transcription factor activity, RNA polymerase II-specific; RNA polymerase II cis-regulatory region sequence-specific DNA binding
Source: RefSeq, a predicted model, not a curated record
UAGUGGCAGAUCGCUACAAUCCUGGAGGGAGCCGGGUCGAAUGAGCUGUUGGGGUUCCCAAAUAAUAUCGGGGACAAACAGACAGACAAAAACAGACACACAGGCGGAUGGACGGAGAUAGGCAAGUGUUCCGAUAAAACGCGACACCAUAAUUCGGAUUUCAGUAGAUACGCUUUCUUAUUUCCGUUUGGGGUUUUUUUUCGGUUUUUAGUCUGAUUUUUUUUUUAUUAUUUAUUUACCCGCUGUAUUUAUUUAUUAGUUUAUCUAUCGAUUGAUUGCGUUUUAAUUACUGCCUUGUGACAGAGAGCGAGGAAGGAGGAGCGUCAGGGCCAAGCGCGCGCGCGCGUUGUGUUUGUGUGUAUAUGUGUGUGUGCGCGUGUGUGUUUGUGUCCGUUCAGCCUUUUUUUGUCCCACUUGUUUAUUUGGAAGCCUUUAAUGAAGCUGUUUUAAUUUAAAGAAGAAGAAAAAAACGCGCGAGCCGCCGCUUUUUGCCCACGCGGAUGAAUGUCUUACAUGUAGCCUUCAUGCAAAGGGAAGAAGAGAAGGAGCGCGUGCAGCUAGAGACCAAAUACAGUAUAAACCAAACCAAAUAGUGCAGAAAUCCAAAUAAGACUUUCUAACUCUGCUGGCCUUGUUUUUUCCACUGUCGAGCGCGUUGAUAUGCGUCCUUGUUGUGCUGUUUUAAACUGCAAAGCGAAUACCAAAGCCAAGCCCGGCCGGUGAUGCUACAGGAAUAGGCUAGCGACUGUUCUCAUGCCUCCUCACACCUACAGGAAACGUUAACUGGUGAGGAGCGAGAGAGGAGUGUGGGGGGAUAAAAUAAGCUCCCGGGCCUCUAUGUUUACUCAAGGAAAACGAUAUAGCAGAGCAAAGGUAACAGAGAGACGCAGGUGCAUCGACGACAGACAGGUGACACGCAGACUUGUGUGUUUUUAUUAUUAUUAUCAAAGCUUACUUACAAUAGGUCUGCAAUUGUAACACAACUUUUCCUGUAGCCUGUAGAAGUGAGCUCUGAUCUCCGUUCUGUCCGUCUGUGUGUUGGUCUGGACUGUAAGAUAACUGCUGCACUCAAGGGACCAUCCUACAUAAAUAUAUAUAUAUAUAUAUCUAAAUAUAAAUACUAUGUUCUAUGCACAUUUACACCAAAACAAAAGCCGAGCACCAGUCUACAGAUGUAAAUAAAGUGCGCAGCUGGGGCUACAUGUGUACACACCUAACGGCGAAUGUUCUGAGCUCUCCAUACCAAAUAUUGUCCAAAAGCUGUCUGCCAGAGAAACGGACGAAAGUGCAGGAGCUUCAGAGGACGACAGAGCUUGUUACAGUACAUCUGACAGAUUAUUUGCAUCAAAACACGAAGCCGGAGGAAGAUCAUGUUUGUUCCUUUGCCGGUGCCGUUCGUGUUUCAGAGAGCUACCCCUGACCUCAACGCCUGGCGUCUCAAAUCCCCUCUGGCUCUCCGCUCCAACUCCGAUAUCAGGAUGUCAAAGCCAGGAGAGGCUGAAAAAGUCGGGGCUGACUCACCAUUGGAGGGCACAGAUUCAGAGCGGAAUGGACCAGAAUCAAAUCAUCAGACUCAGUCAAUGAAAGCCUGUCCUUUUCCUCUGUCACCAAACCUGAGCAGCACCAAGAAUAAGAUGGAGGAGUGUGCUGACAUGUCCCCAGCCCUCCCUUCCUCUCACGGCCCGACCCCCUCACAGACUGCUCUGCAACACACACAGCUCAUGUUGACCGGCUCCCAGUUAGCAGGGUUGACAGCUCUGUUGCCGGCGCAGCAGCAGCUGUUGCUGCAGCAGGCUCAAGCGCAGCUCCUGGCUGCAGCUGUGCAGCAGUCCAAUGCAGCCCAUGCAGCUCACGCUGCCCACGCAGCCGCCCAAGCCAAUCAGCAAGCUCAGGCAGCUGCAGCAGCCAAUCAGCAAGCCCAGCAGCAGCAGCAGCAACAACAACAACAGCAGCAAGUGGGUCAAUCGGGGCAGCAGACUCAGUCGCAGUCCCAGGGACAGAGUACACAGGAGCAGAGCGCCCAAAGCGUCCCUGUCCCACCUCCUCCAUCCCAGCUCACCCUCUCCCAGCCAAUCCAGCUCACUGCCCAGGACAUUCAGCAGCUGCUGCAGCUACAGCAGCUGGUGUUGGUCCCCGGCCACCCGCUCCCGUCUCCUGCCCAGUUCCUCCUUCCACAGGCACAGCAGAGCCAGCAAGGACUCCUAUCGACACCAAAUCUUAUUCCGCUACCUCAGCAAAACCAAGGGAGCCUGCUCUCUGCUCCGACUAGAAUGGGGCUUCAGGCACAGCGAGAUAAGGGUGUGGAGGUGAGUGGUGGAGGUGUGACCACGGUGCCUUCCGUGACCUCUCACCCCGAGGACCCCAGUGACCUCGAAGAGCUGGAACAGUUUGCCCGCACUUUCAAACAAAGACGCAUCAAACUAGGCUUCACACAGGGAGAUGUAGGCUUGGCCAUGGGGAAGCUGUACGGCAAUGACUUCAGCCAGACCACCAUCUCCCGCUUCGAAGCCCUCAACCUGAGCUUUAAGAACAUGUGCAAGCUGAAGCCACUGCUGGAGAAGUGGCUGAAUGAUGCAGAGACCAUGUCCAUAGACAGCACCCUGCCCAGCCCCAGCUCCCUGUCCUCACCCUCUAUGGGCUUCGACGGCGUUCCCUCGCGCCGCAGAAAGAAGAGAACCAGCAUCGAGACGAAUGUACGUGUGGCCCUGGAGCGCUCUUUCAUGACGAACCAGAAGCCUACCUCAGAGGAGAUCCUGCUGAUCGCCGAGCAACUCAAUAUGGAGAAGGAGGUGAUCCGGGUCUGGUUCUGCAACCGCAGGCAAAAAGAGAAGCGCAUUAACCCGAGCAGUGCCACUCCUCCUCUGCCCAACCAGCCCCCCACAGCCCCACCAGCGCACAAGCCACCCUGCUACAGCCCUCACAUGAUGUCCAGCCAGAUGUCACAGGCCGUGACGAGUCUCAGCAGCACAUCGGUGACCACCAUGUCCUCCGUCUGCCCUCUGACUUCCAGCCUCACCUCCAGCCACCCCUCUCUCAGCUUAACCCACACCCCACUCAGCUCCACUCCCUCCCCGGCAACUCCACCUCCUCCACCUAUUCCUCCCCGCAGCACAGCCAGCCCGGCCACCCCCAGCCACAGCACACUCAACCUUAACACAGGCUUAUGGCGAAUGGGUAAAAAGAAUGGUGACGUGUCUAACUACAUCACCGAUUUUGCUGCAAACUUGAGGAACACUGUGAUGGGAGUUAACACAGGGAUGAAUCAAGCCCUCCUCGGUAACAAUCCCCUGGCCACUAUCCAAGCCCUAGCAGCCAGUGGUGGCCACCUACCUCUUUCCACUCUUGAGGGUGGGAGCAAGGUGAUGCUGGGGGCAUCCGGGGGUCAAGGGGGGGGCAUCCCCUCCUCCCUCUUCCUCAACCACCCCGCCCUCCUCCACAUGGGCCAGAAUCCCAACGCCGGACUGGUCAGCACCGUGGUAGCCAAAGUCUCCCAGUCCUCGCCCUUCCCCUCGGCCAGCAGCAUCAGCCCCACACCCUGCUCCCCCUCUCCCUGCUCCAGCCCCGCCUCUUCCUGCUCCUCCAGCGAAAUGGCACACAGCCCGCCCUCUCUGGGCGGGGCCAAGAUCGAGUGACCCCCAACAAGGGCCAAUCAGAGAGGAGGAGGAAGGAGGAUACUAUAACCUCGCCUUUCACACCAAAGCUAUCUCUUUCUCUCUCUUGUGCUCUUCUUUCGUUAUUUUUCUUUUCCUCAAUGGCUCUCUCUCUCCUUCUCUCCCAGUCUUUCGAUGCCAAAAAUACACAGAAUGAAAGAGGAGAGAUGGAGGGAAAGAGGUGAAAGAGGGGAGAAGGGAGAGAAAGGAGAAGAUUGAAACCAAAAAUCUUUAUCUAUCCAAAAAAAAAAAAACCAAACAAAGAUGGAAAGGAGGCAACGUGGGACCUUUUUGUCAAGAACACGUGAUGUCGACACGGCACCUCUCCACUCUUUCUCUUUGAAGGAAAGCAAAUCGAUGACUCUUUAACAAAGAGAUGGUAGAGGUGCUCGUCGAAGUGCAUAAACCAAAAAUGACAAAAGAAAAACUUUACUAUAUGACAAAGGAAUGGCGCAAGGACAAAAAAAAUGAAGAAGAGGAGGACUUUGCUUUCUUUUUUUAUUGUUGUUAUUAUUAAUAAGAAAAGCUGCGGGUCUGAAGGAAGAGGAGUGGGGUGGAUACGUUUAAACCAAAAAUUUACCUGAGGAGGCGGCGGAGGAGGAAUACACAAUGACAAAAAACAAAAAAAAUCCCAAAAAAUCGACAACCAUACCAAAAUCACAAAUACCAAAAACCAAAAAUACGGAGAGAAAAGCUUUAUUCAAAGGACGUGUAAAUACUGAAGCUAUCCAGGACCAGGACUCUACUGCUACUUUCACACAACAUACAUACACACACACACAUGCACACACACGCCCAUCCAUUCUGCAUCGACUCAUCAUGUCUGCGUCUGCUCAUGUGUUUCCUAUAGGUUUGCAUGUUGGAUUACUUUGAGUGAUUUUCAAAUAUCUGCUGUGUAAAAGCUCAUAUAUGAUUGUAUGAUAUGUUUGUCAGCCCUGCUGUAUCUUCAUGUGUGUUUAAGUCUCUUUACCUACCUCUGGUCGCAAGAGCAUAGGAUAGUUUGACUUUAACUUCAUAGCAGGCCUGACAUGUUUUACACUUUGAGAAGAUUUUUUUCUUUUCUUUUCUUUUUUUUUUUUUGUUAACUAUUUAUUAGUGCCAUUAUGAACGGUUUAGCUGGUAUUUAUUUUGUAUGCUGUUGUAGUGUUAGCUUUGGAGUGUGAGUCAUUGUCAUUGUCAUCGUCAUCUUCAGGGUUUCCGCCAGAACAGAGAACAAAAAGCUGUCGGGUCCAGCUGGGGAUUUAAGGUGGCACUCGGUUAAAGGUGGCGCUCAAUGGCUCCUCGCCCGCCGUCAUGCACGGCCUACUGGCAGGACAGCAGGACUGUGUAGGUGCGGCUUUUGCUAUUUCUGUGCCGAUGGUGAGAAAACGGGAGAAAGGGAGGCACAGUGCAUUUCUCUCUCCUCUUAACAUGAAAAUAAAAUAAUGUAGGCUAUACCAGCGGGAGAGCGCGGUUAACCUUGUUUACAUAACCAAAAAAAAA